AUGUCAAAUCUAGCAACUUGCUAUAGCAAACACGCGGUUACAAUAUUGGACUCAUAUCGUUGUCACAGUUUAAACAAGGUUAGUGUUACUUCAUCCUUCAUUCCUUCUAUCCAAGAUGAAGUUUCAAGCCUAUACAAAGUCAAACUCUCCACACAAGACCACCUCUUGAUCAAACUCACAUGGUCAACUCAUAACAUUGACUUUUAUUUCACCAUUACCAUCAUUCAAGAUUCUUGCAUGUUUUCUAAAUCUAUCCAUAUUGGAAAGAUUAAAGGGUCCAAAAAGAUCCAAUCUUUUGUCUCAAAACUUCACCUCAUUUGGGACCUUUCAAAUGCCACAUAUGAAAUGGGCCCUCAACCAAUCAACGGGUGGUACGUGGCGCUCUUGAUCAACUCUGAGCUCGUUCUAAUUGGUGAGAUAGAGAAAAAUCAAGGGUUAAAGAAGCUCCUUUUCGGAUACCCUUUUGCCAAAUGUUCUUUGAUUUCUCAAAAUGAAAGAAUCUUUUGUAAAGAUCAUUUUUCAACAAAGGCCAAGUUUUUCGACAAGGGGACAUAUCAUGACAUAAAGGUCACAUUAAUGACAGAUGAUUCGAGCGCGUUGAGCUUGUGUGUUUGUAUCGACAAAAAGAAUGUGAUUCAAGUGAAGAGACUAAGAUGGAAUUUUCGAGGGAACCAAAUCAUUUUCUUGGAUGGAAUGUUGGUAGAUAUGAUGUGGGAUGUGCAUGAUUGGUUCUUCGAAACGAAUUUGGAUCAUAAUACCAAAUCAAAGGUUGGGAUUUUCUUGUUUAGACCGAGAAGUGGUUUGGACAGUAGAUUGUGGUUAGAAGAGAAGAAUUUGGGUGAGAAGGAACAAGAAUAUGUGAGUUCUCCCUUGUUGAUUUAUGCAUGCAAGAACCCUAAUCAGUAA
This is a messenger RNA of Helianthus annuus (common sunflower), 906 nucleotides long. RefSeq lists its product as uncharacterized. The coding region runs from base 1 to 906 and encodes 301 amino acids. The transcript has a single exon. The record is from RefSeq and is a predicted model, not a curated record. Lineage: Eukaryota; Viridiplantae; Streptophyta; Magnoliopsida; Asterales; Asteraceae.